UAUCCGAACUGGUUUCGCGGCCGUACGCGCGCGGCCCUUUCAUUCUAGUUCGAAACCCAACGGCGGACGGUACACACCGCGCGUACAACAGGCACAAAAACAUCGUCGUCCGUAGGCAUCACGGGCCGGCCCAAAGUGACAAGAAAUCCGCGGUGAAAUACGAGUAAAUAGUUUUCUUUCUCGGUUUUUCGGUUCCGUUUUUAUUCGUCGUUAAGGAUUCAUUCGUUUUUUUCUUCUUCUUCCAAUAAUGUAACACAUCUUUACCGCCUGAUUUCAUCGUUACGCCCGUCUGUUUUUAUUUAGUUUUUAAUUUUCGCGUAUACGAGUGCUUUUUUUUUUUUUUUUUUAAAUUUUUUUCCGAACUUCAAAUCGCUGCUCGCCCGUUAAAAGAACAAACGGUGUGCGUUCGAAAAACAAUGCGCGCAUCUCUGGGACCUGGACACUGCAUUUGAUAUUAAUACCUCCCGUGUCCCCUGUUUUCGCUGUCAGCGAAAAUCUACGAAUUUCCCGAUAGAUACUUCGAACAAGCCGCCAGAGCUGCAAACCGCACCUGCAUCAGUUUGCUUACAUCACACACACACAAUCGUCAAUUAUUCAACAUAAACGAUGGGAGACAAAUCUCGUAAAAACAGCACUUCUCAAGAUGUGGAGGCUAACGGCACGUCGGAACAUCAACAAAAAGUGGACGCAGUGGCAAAAGCUGUGCACGGUCAUCCGGUUUCCGAACAUCCGACCACGUACUGCGAGACGUUAAUGCAUCUUUUAAAGGGCAACAUCGGUUGCGGCAUGUUAGCCAUGGGAGACGCUUUUCGUAAUGGUGGUCUUUUGAUGGCGCCCAUUCUCACGGUUUUCAUCGGCACUGUGUGCAUAUAUAACAAUCACAUAUUGUUAAAUGUUGCUCAUAAGUUGAAGAGUCGACUAAAACUCGAACACUGUCCAACAUUUUCAGAAACUGUCGAAUUGUCUUUCGCCACUGGACCUAAGAGCUUACAGAAGCAUGCAGAUCUGUUUAGGACUACGGUUAACGUGUUCGUUAUAAUCACUCAAUUGGGAUUCUGCUGCGUAUACAUACUAUUUGUGUCAAGCUCGAUCAAACAGUUUUGUGAUGAAUACGGUACCGUGUUUGACAUACACAUUCACAUGAUAUUUGCGUUGCUGCCCAUUAUGUCAUGCGCCAUGAUCAGGAAUUUGAAAUUUAUCGCUCCUUUGUCGACGUUAGCCAACAUCUCAAUGGCAAUUGGUCUGGGUAUCAUUCUAUCGUACUGCAUAGUCGACUUGCCGAGCCUUAACACUAGAACGGCCGUUGCUCAUUGGUCGCAAAUACCUCUAUUCUUCGGCACGGCUAUUUACGCUUUUGAAGGGAUCAGUCUGGUAUUGCCUCUGCAAUUGGAAAUGGAAAAGCCCAAUAGGUUCGCGUCAACCAUGGGAGUUUUGAACGUCGGCAUGACCAUUGUGACUUUUAUUAUAUUGACAAUGGGUUUCGUGGGAUUCUGGAGGUUUGGCGACGACGUCAAAGGCAGUCUCACGCUCAACCUUCCACCCACCCUCAUUCUUUCCAAAAUUGUGGUUGGACUUAUGGUGUUUGCGAUUAUCUGUACUUACACCCUACAGUUUUAUGUGCCCGUCGCCAUUCUGUGGCCGUCUGUACAAGAAAAAUACGGACCAUUCCAAUCGCCCGCCCUCGCCGAGUACCUCUUACGCGCCGUUCUAGUAUUCGCCACAUUUUUGGCAGCUGAAGUGAUACCACAUCUGGCACUGUUUAUAUCAUUGGUCGGAGCCAUCGCCAGCACGUUUUUGGCCUUGAUAUUCCCGCCAAUUUGUCACAUGGUUGUCUGGAAGGACGAAGGAUUCGGCGCAUUCAAUUGGAAACUCCAUAUGGAUAUUCUUACUAUAAUCUUAGGUCUAUUAGGGUUUGUUACUGGUACAUAUUUCAGUUUACAUGACAUCAUUGUCGCAUUUAGUAAGGAUUUUGGUUUCCAUUGAUCAAAAUAGCUGCCAAUCUCACUCACCUAAUAGACUUAGUAAAAGCACUGUUGUUUUAAAAUAUCAUUUGAUUAUUAAAAUUAUUAUUAUUAUUAUUAUUA
This is a messenger RNA of Sipha flava (yellow sugarcane aphid), 2084 nucleotides long. RefSeq names its product proton-coupled amino acid transporter-like protein CG1139. Bases 607 to 1983 code for a protein of 458 amino acids. The record is from RefSeq and is a predicted model, not a curated record. Gene Ontology annotation, cellular component: vacuolar membrane. The transcript has 9 exons. Gene Ontology annotation, biological process: amino acid transmembrane transport. Gene Ontology annotation, molecular function: amino acid transmembrane transporter activity. Lineage: Eukaryota; Metazoa; Arthropoda; Insecta; Hemiptera; Aphididae.